AUGUUCGAGUUCCGCGCGGCAGAUUUGGCUGUCGACGCCAGAGCCGUAUUCGCCUCCAAGGCCGGGACUAUUGCGACCGCUUUCGAGUACACCGACGUGCAGGCGACCACCCCCACCGGCGCUUCUCACCAUCACGACCGGAGAUCCAGCACUUCCUACCAUCCCGGUCGUUUGAGCUCCUCCCCUACUAGGAAGAAGAUGGCCACCGGGUAUGCGGUUAGCCCGGAACCGCCCGCGCUAUUCGUGCGGGCUAUGUACGAUUACGAUGCCGACGACCACACCAGCUUGAGCUUUCGCCGCGGGGAUAUCAUCCAGGUCCUCAACCAGCUAGAUACUGGGUGGUGGGACGGAGUUAUUGAUAAUGUCCGCGGUUGGUUCCCGAGUAACUACUGCACGAUCAUUACGGAGGCGGACGAUUUUGCUGAGCUUAUGACGCACGCUCACGAUGACACGGACGUCAGCGCGGACUCUGGCCUCGAUGAUGACUACGGCAAUGGACACGAAGAAGAAGAAGAGCUGGACUCGGAAGGCAACUCCCACGACUCGCAGCCCAUUCUGCCCAUCGAGGCUAUGCCCGCACCCAAGGAGCAGGAAGAAGCGGCGUUUUGGAUUCCUCAGGCUACUCCGGAUGGCCGUCUGUUCUACUUCAAUACACUCACAGGAUACUCGACAAUGGAGCUACCCUUCGAGAAUCCCACGGCGGCGAACGAGAUUGGCCCUCGCGACCGGACGAACUUCUUCGUCCCUGAUCAGACUCGGCCGCCUCCGGAGAUGAUGGCACGCGGAUUUGAGCGGGACGAGGAUGACUACGAUGGUUCGGCGUCAGAAGCGGAAGGAGAAUCCCUGAUGUUAGGUUCGCACGACUCGAUGUCUCGCAGGCGUCAGUCCUUGAUGGAUGGUGUGUCGCCUGCGACCUCGAUGGAUUCUCUGUACCCCCCUGGCCCCAAGGAUCCGAAGGCACAAUCAUUGAUGCAAAGCCAGGCAACCUACGGCAGCGGAGCAGCGACGAGUGCCAACACAUCCAUUACCGAAAGCUUUUCCCGACCCUCUAUCUCCUCCAAUACUCCCCAAUUCUUCGUGGACGAUGGCUUCGCACCACCCGUGUCUUGGCCUCUCCUUGUCGAUAAGAUGCGCUAUGCCGUGGAGGCCUACCGCCAAGCUCUCUUAUCCCAAGAUCGGUCCGAGUAUGUGAGAAAGGCGGAAGAUAUUUCCGACCAUCUGCGCAUGCUCCUGGCUGCUGGGUCGGAUACGACGGAUAACCACUCGGGGAACCCAUCUAUCAUCUCCACCAACAAGGCUCUGUACCCUUACUUCCGGGAUAUGAUGUCUAAAUUCUCCAAGCUGGUUCUUUCGUCGCAUAUCGCGGCUGCUGAUUGGCCGGGUUCCGACUCGGUCAAUAAAUGUCUGCAGGAGGCCGAUGGCGUGAUGCAAGGAGUAUACGGCUAUGUGGACGUCGCCCGACAGCAGCGCGGGGACAACAUUAACCGUAUUGUUCCUGGUUUCGUCAGCGGCAGCUCGUGUGGUGGCAGCUGGCAGAACAACGGUGUUUCGCUCGAUGCAUCCGGCCCGACGUCAUUCCUCGUUCCUGAGGGUGGUGAUUCGCGUACCGAGCCCUCGGUCUGUCUUGAUACGGCUCUAUUGGACCACAUUGACGUUCUUAGGAGGUCAUUCGUAGGUAGUGUUCGUCGCCUGGAAGAGCGAUUGUCACUCAAUCAGAAAAUCGUUACUGUCACAGAACAUGGCGAGAUCUCGGAUGCUGUUUCGGCUGCUGCAAUCAAGGUCGUUGAGCAAUAUCGCCCCUGGAUUUCUACCAUCGAGUCGAUCAACCUGGUCCCUCUUGGAACAAGCUUUCAGAAUCCACAAUUGGUUGAUUUCAGCCUGCAAAAGCAGCGGGUUUAUGAUGGCAUUGGCGAUUUCAUCCUGAGUUGCCAGGCAGUCUCUGCUCCUCUGGCUGACGAGUGGGCGGAAUUGCGCGGCGAUUCCCUUGAUGACCGGAUCACUGCCGUUCGCAGCGUGGCUAAACAGCUGGAGAAUUAUGUUUCCCAGAUUGGCUUCUCGCUAUCCCUCCUUCUCGAACAGAUCCCAGAGGAGCAAUCCGCUGCUCUCCGAAGUGAAAGUCGCUUGGACGAGGAGGAUGAAUCGCUCAGCAAGGGUGCCCAUACGCGCAGUGAAUCUCAAGCUAUGAUCGCCAAAGAGUCUAUUGGCAUUCCUUCUUCCUACGCCCUGGGCACUGACAAAGUGCGGCGUAAUAUGGACAAGGCCCAGCGAUUCUUUGGCCAGGCACCCCCUUCGACGGUUACUCGUGAGCCACCUAUUAGAGAGCCUGUAAGAGAGCCUGAAGAGACUCCCUGGUUCCUGAAGAUGGACCAUGAGGGCGAGGUGUUCUAUGAUACCAAGGGAGAUGCGCCAAUUUUGAAGUGCGGAACGCUGGCUGGCUUGGUUGAACACCUUACACGCCAUGACAAGCUCGAUGCCUCCUUCAACAACACUUUCCUCCUCACCUACCGCUCCUUUACCUCAGCAUCCGAACUCUUCGAGAUGCUCGUGCAGCGUUUCAACAUCCAACCUCCUUUUGGCUUGAACUCGGAUGACAUGCAAAUGUGGAUUGAUCGGAAGCAAAAGCCAAUUCGCUUCCGCGUGGUCAACAUUCUGAAGAGCUGGUUCGACCACUUCUGGAUGGAGUCCAACGACGAAGUCAACAUGGACCUCUUGCGACGUGUGCAUGCGUUCACCAAGGAUUCCAUCGCUACCACCAAGACGCCGGGCUCUCCUACCCUGCUUGCUGUCAUUGAACAGCGACUUCGGGGCCAGGACAUUUCCGUCAAGCGUCUUGUCCCAACCCAGAACACUGCUCUACCACCGCCGAUUAUCCCAAAGAACAUGAAGAAGCUGAAGUUCCUAGAUAUCGAUCCUACGGAGUUUGCGCGGCAAUUGACUAUCAUUGAGUCGCGCCUCUACUCCAAGAUUCGGCCUACUGAGUGCUUGAAUAAGACCUGGCAGAAGAAGGUCGGCCCUGAUGAGCCGGAGCCAGCUUCUAAUGUUAAGGCUCUUAUCCUGCACUCAAAUCAGCUGACUAACUGGGUUGCGGAAAUGAUCUUGACGCAAGGUGACGUUAAAAAGCGUGUGGUGGUGAUCAAGCACUUUGUCAAUGUUGCCGAUAAAUGCCGCUCUCUCAACAAUUACUCCACCCUGACCUCCAUCAUCUCGGCCCUUGGCACCGCCCCGAUCCAUCGUCUGGGUCGGACGUGGGGUCAGGUUAGUGGCCGCACCUCUGCUGUUUUGGAGCAGAUGCGCCGGCUCAUGGCGAGCACGAAGAACUUUGGCGAAUACCGUGAGACUUUGCAUCUUGCCAACCCUCCUUGUAUUCCAUUCUUUGGUGUCUAUCUUACGGACCUUACCUUCAUUGAGGACGGUAUACCAUCACUUACCCCAUCGGAACUGAUCAACUUCAACAAGCGCGCCAAAACUGCAGAGGUCAUCCGGGAUAUCCAACAGUACCAGAACGUUCCGUAUCUCCUUCAACCUGUUCCCGAGCUCCAGGACUACAUCCUUAGCAACCUGCAGGCCGCGGGUGAUGUGCACGACAUGUACGACCGAAGUCUCGAGAUCGAACCUAGAGAGCGCGAAGACGAGAAGAUUGCAAGGUAUGCUGAACAUGCAAGCAGAGACAAGAAUUCCUCUGCUUUUCGCAAGCACCGUCGCGAUUCUGCGAUAAUCUCUUCCCUCUAG
This is a messenger RNA of Penicillium canariense, 3729 nucleotides long. Its product is annotated as putative cell division control protein Cdc25. Bases 1 to 3729 code for a protein of 1242 amino acids. The record is from RefSeq and is a predicted model, not a curated record. Lineage: Eukaryota; Fungi; Ascomycota; Eurotiomycetes; Eurotiales; Aspergillaceae. Gene Ontology annotation, biological process: positive regulation of GTPase activity; Ras protein signal transduction. Gene Ontology annotation, cellular component: plasma membrane. Gene Ontology annotation, molecular function: guanyl-nucleotide exchange factor activity; protein binding. The transcript has 3 exons.